Molecule: messenger RNA, 1194 nt
Organism: Dictyostelium purpureum
Lineage: Eukaryota; Evosea; Eumycetozoa; Dictyosteliales; Dictyosteliaceae
Exons: 1
Coding region: 1-1194 (397 amino acids)
Source: RefSeq, a predicted model, not a curated record
AUGUAUAUUUUUAAAUUUAUUUUUUUUGUUAUAUUUAUUAUUAUUUUUUAUAAAAAAGUUUUUGAAAAAUAUAAUUUUUAUAAUGAUAUUUCAAAUAGUAAUAAUAACAAUAAUAAUUAUAAUGAUAAUAAAAAUAGUGUUGAUUUUAAAAAAAAAGAUUUUCCAGUUUUAUCAAGGGGUUAUGAAAAAAUAGACUAUUUGGUAUUAAAUUCACAGUAUACCACUAAAUCUCAAGGAAGAAGAGAUAUUUUAUAUAGUAGUCAAAAUGCAAGUGAAAGAUUUUUUAUUGGGUCAAAUUCUUUUUCUAGAGCUGUUGCAUUUAAUAAUAUAAAUUAUUCACCCCAAAAUAUUUGGAGUGUAGCUUUACUAGGUUUGCAAAAAAUAGUAAAUGUUUCAAGGUUAGUUUCAACAAAGAAUUGGAGUGCACCAAUUAUAUUAAAGAACUCAACAUUAUUUAAUAUUUCAGCACUUGAAGCAGAGAGUGUAUUAACUAAAGAGAUUUCAAGCUAUAUAGAUUCCUCUUUUUCAUCUUUAAUUUCCCCAAACUUUUCAACACCAAACACAAAGGAUAAUUUAAUAUUUUUCGUAAACAUUAUGGGCAGUGUUUUUAAAAUGCAUGACUAUUACCGUGGUUCCCCUAAACGAGGGUACAAUUUAGAUCUUAUAGCAUCGGAAAAAUCAAUAACUUUGCUUGGUAAAACUCAAGAUUAUGAAUCUAUGAAAAGCCAAAUCAAGUCAAUAUAUGAAAAAUUAUCACAAAUAUUAGAAUCAAAUACAGAUAUACCCCAUGAUGAGAAAUAUCUCGAGAUUAUAAGACUCUACGAUUGGUACGAAAAGAAUUCAUAUUACCUUGAAUUGUUCAUUAGGAAUUUAUCGACAAAAAGUUACAAAUUAAAUAUUGCUGUUUUUGAUUUUGAUGAAUCCAACACUAAUUAUGGUUUUUCAGGUCUAUCCAGAGGUUAUUCAUACUUGCCAGCCAAAGUCAUCGAUGAAAACAAUAAUAAUAUUUAUCCAAAUGAACGCACUAAAAUAUUCGGUGGUCAUUUCGGUGCGGAUCUAAUACAUCUAAAAGAUAUGGAGCCCGAGGAGCCAUAUAAAAACUCAAUAGCUUUACCACAAAUCGAUUGGGUUCUUACAAAUUAUUACCCUGAUAUAAAAAAAACUAAAAUAAAAGGAAAAAACCAAUUUACAUAG